Nerophis lumbriciformis (worm pipefish) is the source of this 4572-nucleotide messenger RNA. RefSeq names its product nodal modulator (gene nomo). Gene Ontology annotation, cellular component: endoplasmic reticulum membrane. The record is from RefSeq and is a predicted model, not a curated record. Gene Ontology annotation, molecular function: carbohydrate binding. Lineage: Eukaryota; Metazoa; Chordata; Actinopteri; Syngnathiformes; Syngnathidae.
UACAGCAAUUGAUAAGGAACCGGAAGCAGCGUGCUGGUGUCCAUCGGCAAGACAGCGGAGCUUUUACCCAAAAUGUUGAGAAUCACAAUCCGGGCGGACAUAAGUACCCUUUGGGUCUUGUUCUGGUUCACGUAUUCUCAGUUUUUGGUGGUGUCAUCUGAUGACAUAGUGGUGGCUUGCGGAGGGUUCGUCAAAUCCGACGUUGAGAUUAAUUACUCGCUGAUUGAGAUCAAACUCUACACCAAGCAAGGCUCUUUAAAAUAUCAGACUGACUGUGCUCCAAUCAAUGGCUACUUUAUGAUCCCUCUUUAUGACAAGGGGGACUUUGUUUUAAAGAUUGAACCUCCCCUCGGCUGGAGCUUUGAGCCUACCAGUGUAGAUCUCCAUGUGGAUGGAGUCACGGACAUAUGUACAAAAGAAGAGGACAUCAACUUUGUUUUCACUGGCUUUUCAGUGUCUGGGACGGUCCUAAGUAAAGGCCAUCUCCUUGGCCCAGCUGGAGUAGAAGUGAAAUUGAGCCGAUCAGAAACAGACGAGAAAAUCCAGAGUGUCAUCACACAGCCCGGAGGAACCUACACCUUUCACAAAGUGCUCCCUGGAACCUAUGACAUCAUUGCGUCCCAUCCUUCCUGGAUUUUGGAACAGAGCGCUACCUCAGUGCACAUUUCCAAUGCCAAUGCGCCGGCCGCUGACCAUCUGGUGGUCGGAGGCUACGACGUCUCAGGGGAGGUCCGCAGUGAUGGAGAGCCCAUGAAAGAGGUCACCUUCCUGCUUUAUUCGGCCGCGGUGAAAAGAGAGGAUGUGAAGGGCUGCAAUUUUUCUCCAGUGGAGGGUGCCGAUUCUGGGGACAGCUCUCUUGUCUACUUGUGCAGUGCUCUCUCCAGGGAGGACGGCACCUUCAACUUUCCCUCACUGGCUAGUGGCGAGUACACUGUGGUGCCCUUCUACAGAGGAGAAAGGAUCACUUUUGAUGUCGCUCCUUCCAGAAUGAAUUUCAAGGUGGAGCACAGCAGUUUGACCCUAGAGCCCAUCUUUCGCGUUAUGGGUUUCUCUGUGACUGGACGAGUUCUGAACAGUGUUGAUGGGGAGGGAGUAGAUGAUGCCACAGUCUCCCUCAAUAAUCUGAUCAAAGUUGUCAGCAAAGAGGAUGGUUCUUACAGGCUUGAGAACAUGACAGCUGGUACUUACACAAUCCGUGUCCACAAGGAGCUCAUGUUCUUCGAGCCGGUAACGGUCAAAAUCGCCCCCAACACGCCACAACUUCCUGACAUCAUUACAGCAGGGUUCAGUGUUUGUGGACAAAUCGCCAUCAGCCGCUUGCCUGAGGGCAUGAAGCAGCAGGGUCGCUACAAGAUCACCUUGACACACCAGGGCCAAGACAAAACUUCAGGACGUGUCAUUGACUCGGACAUCCAGGGAGCUUUCUGUUUUCAGGCUAAACCUGGAGACUACAGUGUCCAUGUGUCUCUCCCUGAGGCAGAUGUAAAAGCAGGCCUGGCUUUGCAGCCUCCUUCUCUGGAGUUUUCAGUUGUGGACAAGCCCAUCACAGACCUACUCUUUAUCCAAUUCAUGGCCUCUGUCUCUGGAAAGGUUUACUGUUUAGCUUCCUGUGAUGACCUGUCAGUAACACUUCAAGCAGUAAGCCGUCAAGGAGAGAGAAGGGUUGUGCCUUUGUCUGGCAGCAGUGACGUCCUGAGCUUCUCUUUUGACAACGUUCUACCUGGGAAAUACAAAGUGAGCAUCUCUCACGAAGAGUGGUGUUGGAAACAUAAAUCCCUGGAAGUUGAGGUCCUGGACUCGGACAUAUUGGGAGUGGAAUUCCGACAGAUCGGCUACAUUCUACGCUGCUCCCUGUCCCACGCCAUUACUCUGGAGUUCUUCCAAGAUGGCAGCAAACCUGAGAAUGUAGGCAUAUACAAUCUCUCUAAGGGAGUCAACCGCUUCUGCCUCUCCAAACCUGGUGUUUACAAAGUCACCCCUCGCUCCUGCCACCAGUUUGAGCAGGAUUUUUACACUUAUGAUACCUCAGCACCGAGUAUCCUGACUCUUACUGCGGUGCGCCAUCACAUGACAGGGCUCAUCACCACUGACAAGAUUCUAGACGUCACAGUUACCAUCAAAUCGUCCAUUGAGAGUGAACCGGCACUGGUUCUUGGCCCUUUGCGGAGUCUGCAGGAGCAAAGGCAGGAGCAGCAGCUGCAGGAGAUUCAGCUGCGCCGCCUGGAACGAGAGCGGCGAGCUGCCGAAGAAGACGGGGCUUCCAAGAAUGAUAGUCCCCCUAUUCAAGAGAAGGCUGACGACCUGACAGGCCCUUUCCACUAUGAGUUCUCUUACUGGGCUAGGGCUGGAGAGAAGAUUACAGUGACUCCUUCCUCUAAGGAGCUGCUCUUCUACCCCCCUGAAGUAGAGGCCACUAUCACAGGAGAGUCAUGUCCGGGUCGCAUGGUGAACAUCAUGGGCCGUGCAGGGCUUUUCCUGGAAGGAAAAGUAUCUCCGGAGCUACAAGGGGUAGAGAUCUCAAUCAGUGAGAAAGGAGCUGCUGCACCACUCAUCACUGUGGCCACUAAUGAGAUGGGAGCAUACAGUGUGGGUCCACUCCACAGCGACAGAAAGUACGACAUAAGUGCCAGCCGAGAAGGAUUUGUCCUUAGUCACGUGGCAGGAAGUCAGGGAGAUUUCAAGGCCUUUGCUCUGGCUGGAAUCACCUUCAAGAUAAAGUCAGAGGACGGUCAUCCGCUGUCAGGCGUCCUACUGUCUCUAAGUGGUGGACAGUUUCGCUCAAACCUGUUGACUCAGGACACUGGCAUCCUCAACUUCAACAACCUGAGUCCAGGUCAAUACUACUUCAAACCUAUGAUGAAAGAGUUUCGCUUUGAGCCAUCAUCCCAGAUGAUUACAGUAGAAGAGGGUCAACUCCUCAGUAUUGAUAUCACUGGCAUUAAGACUGCAUACAGCUGCUAUGGGGCAGUUCAGUCUCUGAGUGGUGAUGCUGAGAGGGAUGUUGCUGUGGAAGCGGUGGGCCAAGGAGACUGUAGCCUCUACAGCGAGGACACUGUCACUGAUGAGGAAGGUCGCUUCAGGCUCAGGGGUCUGCUGCCUGACUGCAAAUACCUGAUUCAACUGCGAGCUGAAGGCAACGACCACAUAGAGAGAGCUCUACCUCAGCAAAGAGCCAUAGAGGUCGGCAGCAGUGACAUUGAAGGAAUCAACAUCAUCGCCUUCAGACAAAUCAAUCAGUUUGACCUGAGCGGGAAUGUCAUCACAUCUCCAGAACAUUUAGCGACUCUGUCGGUGAAGCUGUAUAAGAGUGACAAUUUAGACAACCCCAUCAAUAGUGUUUGUCUGGGCCAGUCCCUCUUCUUCCAUUUCCCUCCACUGGACAGAGAUGGAGAGGGCUACGUGCUGAUGCUGUACUCCACAUUGUCCCGCACGCAAUACGACUUCACGCUGCCUCAGGUCUCCUUCACUUCAACGGGCUACCAUAAGCACGUCACUCUUACCUUCAAUCCUACUCGCAAAGUGCCUGACCAAGAUGUCGCCCAGGGCUCCUACAUUGCUCUCCCCCUUACUUUGCUGCUCCUGUUAGCGGCGUACAACCAUGAAAAGGUCAUCCCCUUCCUGUUGCAAUUGGGGAAUCGUAUCCAGGGUGUGAGGAGCAUUACACAGGCUAGCAGUGAUAGUGCUGCCUUGGACGAGGCCAAACGUCAGGCCAAGAGGCAGAAGGCCCGGCGCACAUGACGUGCCUCACACCACAUGGUCAUGUGUUCAAUAGUCCAGAGGUAAUCAUGGUCACAGCACCUGAAGUCCACCUGGACAUUUGAAGUUUGCAUCAUUUGCCAGUUUUCAACCGUAAUUCUCAUGAGCUAUUUAUUUAGCUUGGUGGGGUUUAUUCAAUGGAAGCGCCCCACCCAAAAAACACUGCCAUGUCCUCUGCUGGAUUUGAACUCAUUGAGUAUAAUAUUGAAUACAUUGUAUAAUUUAAACUAAUUUACGCCUCAACUAAAUUAUCACCCAUUUUAAUAAUCCUACCACAAAUGAUUGCUAAUAAUCACACUUGACUGGCGUAAAAACAGAACAUAUUGAGAUGCACUCCCCUUAGUUGUCAGGUUUCACAGAAAGACUGCUUUUCAUUAACUGCUUUUUUUUUUCUCUUUUUUUGGGGUGAGGGAGGGGUUUCUAGGAAGAAAAUGGGCCUGAUAUAAUUUAUUACAAUGACUGAUUAAAUGUGACUGUGUGUUCUGUUAAUAGCUGUUUUAAUAAUUAUGUUGAGGUUGAGAACCCUGAACAGUAAAUUAUCUCUAGGUUCUGUCACGAUAGAUUAAAAUGAAGUCAUCAUACGUUUGUCUUACUUAUGAAAAUGUUGCUGUUUUUCCAACUGUCCGUUCACUGUUGUGAUGGAAGUUUUGCUGAAAGUUCCAAACCACUUGACUUUUUAAACCAACUUUUUCAAACAUGUUCUAAUGAUGCACAUCUAUUGUGACUUGAUUGGUUUGGUUGGGAUUGGAAAGGGGAAUUUAUCAAAAGGCUUGUAAUUGUCAACUGUUAUUUUCAUAAAGUUGAAGUGGAAGAAAA